Messenger RNA from Arabidopsis arenosa, 1579 nucleotides. Lineage: Eukaryota; Viridiplantae; Streptophyta; Magnoliopsida; Brassicales; Brassicaceae. The record is from the annotation of a GenBank genome assembly.
GGAGGAGAUGUCUCAUUCAAGGAUGAAUGUUUCACCUACAUCGGAGGAUUCGAGAAGAGGGAUAUGUUGAUGGAUCCAGACUUGAUGAUGUGGUCGAUCUUCGACGAUUUCCCGAAAGAGAAUGGAGUAUCUGGUGUCGUGGAAGCAGUUUUGUACAAACUUGCUCAUGAAGACUUUGAUUCUGUAAGAGCUAUCUCUGAGGACAAAGAUAUUGGGAUUAGGCAACUGUGUAGUGAAGCUCUGAUUGGUGGUGAAGUAGAUAUCUACAUUCAGCAAGCUGUGUCUGAACCUGCACCGUUUCCUCUGUCACAGCCUGGUGAAGAGGAUGUUGUUGGAGAGCAUGAAGAGUCUAAUGUAGAGGUUGAAGGAGAUAAAACUGGUGAAGAAGACAGAGCACAAGCUAAUGGUGUAGAUCCAGUAGAAGAAUGUAUGGGAGAUGAUCCUCGAUUAUUCAGAGAUAAAGCAAGAAGGAGGCCAACACUGAGUUGGACUGACAUUAAGGAUGAGAUUAUGAUGAGGCCAGUUAUUGGACUAGAUGGGGCUUUCCUUAUAUGGAAAUUGAAGGGUGAGAUUCUAGCAGCAGUUGGCAUUGUGCUAGACACAUUGUGCUACUUCUGGGCUAUUGCUUACAGUGCUACAAAAGGGGACUACUCAUUCAACAUGGAUGCUUUGAGAUCAUAUGAUCAAGAAGGCCAUGAGGAUUUGUUGAAAACUGAUCCAAGAACAUGGUGCAGAGCCUUCUUCAGUUGUCAGUCUAGCUGUGAGAAUGUUUGCAACAAUCUGUCAGAGAGUUUCAACAGAACCAUUAAGGAUGCAAGGAAGCUGCCAGUGAUAAAUAUGCUUGAGGAGAUCAAGAGAUCCUGCAUGAAGCGGAUAUCUAAGCUCUGUGACAAGACAAAGAAAUGUAAAACAAGAUAUGAGGUGUUAGAGGGUAGUGGCAGUUACUCGGUGAAUCUCUUGACUAGGGAGUGUGCUUGUUGUAGACAGUGGAAUCUCACAGGCAUUCCUUGUCCACAUGCUAUAUUUGUUAUUAGAGAGAAGAACCGCGAUCCAGAAGACUAUGUUGAUAGACAUCUAGCUACACAUGUCUGGAAAGCUACCUACAAAGACAACAUAGAACCUGAUGAUGAUGAUCCAUGGAGCAUCCACAAUGCACCAAAGAGGUGGAGGAAUGCUCAAAGCCAGUCCACACCACUUGUUGCUCAAAGCCAAUCCAUACCAGCUUGUUCUCAGAAUCAAUUCACACAAAAUUCGCAGCAUUCAAGUGCUCCAACAGCUAAUCCAAGUGGUAGAGGUCGUGCUCAUGGACGUCCUUCUGGUGUUAAAAAUGGUCAAGGCAAGAGUAAAGACAAGGGUAAAGGCAAGGGCCGUGGUAAAGGAUCCGAUGAAGCUCCAAGACCUCCUGUCUUUUUUAUGUCCCCUUGGACUGAUAAGGAUGAUAUCUAUGUAGGAUGAUGUGUUUGGUUGGUAGGAUCCUGAUUUGUUUUUGGUGGGAUCUAUACCUUUUCAAACUAAACGGCUCUUUUGGAUCAAUGAUAUUUUAGGAUUAUGACAUUUCAAACAAAGAGUCUUACAACAA